AGGCUCGAGCCGAGCUUGAUCCGGAUUAAAUGAACCAGAUCGUCACUCCAUUUCUCGCUCCGCCUUGCGGGUCGAACCGCCUCCACCCUCUUUGCUCUCGCGAUCUCGCACGGGAGUCUGCAGCCGUCGCACUCUGACGCCGUCCGCUCUGGCCGAGUGCCCUUCCCCUUUCUCUCUCGCAUCACAGUUCUUCCGGCGAUAAGGCCUCUCUUCAGCAGAGAGUGCACCGUCACAGAGAACUUUCUUGCUGCUCUACUCUGUUAACAGCUAUAUCGUCCCGGAAGUAAAACUUGUGUGCCUACUCGUAAGCCUUGAGGCAAUAAGGAUUAUAUGCGGCAGCAAGAAAUUGUCCUUCCCCCCUUUGAUUGCCUAAUUUUUGUUAUUUGGGUGAAUCGCAUCGUGAUCAGGUAGUUUUUUCCCCCCUCUCUCGCUCUGUUGAAUCGGGAAGACUUGUAAUGAAAGGUAAAGGAUGUGGUGGUGCCGAUAUCAUCAACAAAUUCUAGGCCAUGCUAGAGUACUUUUGACAUCACAUUGUAGGCCGCAAUGUCAUCCCUUCUCUUUUCGUUACUCUGGCAUUCCCAAAAAAAGAGGAAAGCUGGCUCCUUUGCAGGAAAGGAAAAUGGUGGAUAGGAUCAGAUUGUGGGCCAAAGGAGGUGAAGGUGGGAAUGGGUGUUGUAGCUAUAGACGUAGCAGAGCUGCCCGUUAUGGUCAACCUGAUGGUGGAAAUGGUGGCAGAGGUGGUGAUGUCAUUCUUGAAUGCUCUCCGUCAGUUUGGGACUUCAGUAAUUUGCAACAUCACUUGAAUGCACAAAGAGGAGGGCAUGGCACUUCAAAGAAUAAAUUAGGAAGCCGUGGGCUUGACAAGGUUGCUCAAGUACCAGUUGGCACUGUAAUACACCUUGUUAGUGGUGAGACUCCUGUUGCAGAAGAUUCUUCUAACCCAUCAUUGGACCCCUGGGAUAUACCAGUUGAUGUUAACCAAGCCAAUUCUAAUCACCAAAAAAAUGAGAAAGUUGAUCUAUCUCAUUCGGCUGGAGUGGAAGCUUUUCAUGGUUCAACUUUGAACUCUGAAGAUGAUGUUAAUAAAUCAGUUCAUGUUAACAAAGAAAGGUUGGAUUUGUCUCCAGACAAGGAAUCUAAAUAUGACAAGCAUGAUGGUGCAAAUGAAAUCUGCAAAAUCAGCAUGGAGGAAGAUGAGGAAGACGAUGAGUUGAUGGAUGAGGAAGAUGAGGUGGUGGCGGAAUAUUCAGUUGCUGAAUUAACUCAACCAGGGCAACGAUUAAUAGUUGCACUAGGUGGAGAGGGUGGUCUUGGUAAUGUUGCUUUAAUGAAAGAUAGCAAGUCUUUCAGAAAUACAAGUGAUCAAAAUGGUGUUUUGAAUCAAGGAACCAUGGAUCAGACAUUGCCUACUACUGGCAGACCUGGCUCUGAAAGUCUUAUCAUAUUGGAACUAAAGAGUAUUGCCGAUGUGGGUCUUAUUGGUAUGCCUAAUGCUGGUAAAAGCACGUUGUUAGGAGCUCUUUCAAUGGCUAAGCCUGCAGUGGGCGAUUAUGCAUUUACCACUCUUAGGCCCAACAUAGGAAAUCUAAAUUUUGAGAGUUACUUCUCUGUUAAGGUUGCUGACAUCCCUGGUAUUAUUAAAGGAGCUCAUGCAAACCGUGGGCUUGGCCAUGCUUUUUUGAGGCACAUAGAGCGCACAAAAGUUCUGGUAUAUGUUGUUGAUUUAGCAGCGGCAUUGGAUGGCAGGAAGGGCAUUCCUCCAUGGGAACAACUAAGAGAUCUAGUUUUGGAGCUUGAAUAUUACCAGGAAAAUUUGUCAAGUAGACCUUCCUUAGUAGUUGCUAACAAAAUUGAUGAAGUGGACGCUGAAAAUGUCUUGAAAGAACUACAGAGAAGGGUCCAAGGUGUCCCCAUAUUUCCAGUAUGUGCUGUCUUGCAAGAGGGAGUACCUGAACUUAAAUAUGGUAUUAGGAGGCUUAUAGAUGGUUAUGAGUUGCACAGACUCACUCUAGAGAACAUAUUGGUUGACUAGCCUAACUUAUACACUGGCUUGCUGCAGUUCUCAUGGUCAACCUUACAUAAGAAGGUGCAAAGUUAGGUUUGAGGUAUAAGCACUUAACACCCUCCAAAAUGCUUACGCAUUUGCUAGCCACGUAUUUGUUUCUGUUUUGGCAUAUUAAUUGCUAUGGUAGAGACAGAUUUUAGCUGAAGAUGGCUUGUCUGCAGCAGGCUUCAUGUACUAGAAUGGCGCUAAUUUGUUUAGGCAUUCAUGAAUAAUUGCCAGUCAUCAACUAGGUGAUACUUUGUUAUCUGUAUCAAAAACAGAGAAAGCAUAAACAUUUUGGCCCUUUUAAUCUCAUGUUUAUGUUAUUAACGAGAAUAGUUUACUUUUCACUGUU
Zingiber officinale is the source of this 2399-nucleotide messenger RNA. Its product is annotated as probable GTP-binding protein OBGM, mitochondrial. The transcript has 7 exons. The coding region runs from base 470 to 2032 and encodes 520 amino acids. The record is from RefSeq and is a predicted model, not a curated record. Gene Ontology annotation, molecular function: magnesium ion binding; GTP binding; GTPase activity. Gene Ontology annotation, cellular component: mitochondrion. NCBI's taxonomy places the organism in Eukaryota, Viridiplantae, Streptophyta, Magnoliopsida, Zingiberales, Zingiberaceae.